AUGGCACCUCCGGAUUUCAAUGUUGCGAGCAGACGUGCUAACCCACCUGUGUAUACUCUGCAGGAGGGUGCACCUGUCUCUGACCCUUCAGCUUCCCUUCAAGUCCGCACGACUUAUGGUGGCGGCGGUUUGGGAAUACUUGCAGACACUCAGUUGAUUGAGACUUUGGCUCAUUUCCCUCGUGAAAGAAUACCCGAACGUGUAGUUCACGCAAAAGCAGCUGGAGCAUGGGGAGAAUUCGAGGUCACAGAAGAUCUCUCAGACAUCACCGAUGCCAAGUUCCUCAGCGGAAAGGGCAAGAAGACUCCCCUUCUCGGUCGUAUCUCGACUACUGCUGGCGAAAGAGGUGCUGCCGAUACUGUCCGUGACAUUCGUGGCUGGUCCAUGAAGCUUUUCACAGAGGAAGGAAACCAGGACUUUGUCUUCAACAGUCUGCCUGUCUUCUUCAUCAGAGACCCCAUCAAGUUCCCUAGUGUCAAUCGCAGUCACAAGAGACAUCCUGUGACGAACAUCCCUGACCCGGACAUGUUCUGGGAUUACCAUAUCAACAACCAGGAGGGUAUCCAUGCAUUGAUGCAUCUCUUUGGUCUUCGUGGUAUUCCUGCUUCGCUCCGCAACAUCAACGCUUUCGGUGUUCACACAUACAAGCUCGGCAAGCAAGACGGCACCUUUGUCUACGUCAAAUGGCACAUCAAGCCCGCAGCCGGAAUCAAAAACCUCCACGCAGACGAAGCACUCCGUCUCGCCGGCGAAAACCCCGACUACCACAUCAAAGACUUUUACGACGCGAUCGAACGCGGCGAUUUCCCAACCUACAACGUGCACCUCCAAAUCAUGGAUCCCAAGCAAGCAGAAGCCUCGGGCAUCAACAUCUUCGACAAUACCUUCACGUGGCCUCACGAAAAGUACCCUCUACGCCAAAUCGGAAAGAUUACAUUCAACAAGAACCCCACCAAUUACUUCCAAGAUGUCGAACAAGCUGCUUUCUCGCCUUCGACGAUGGUGCCCGGUAUUGGGCCUUCUGCUGACCUUAUGUUGCACGCACGCAUGUUUUCGUAUCCCGACGCUGCUAGAUAUCGUCUGGGACCCAACUACCAACAACUGCCUUGCAACAAGCCCAUCAGUCAAGUCUACUCGCCCUACCAACGCGAUGGCCCUGGCCGCAUGGAUGGCAAUUACGGCGCUGACCCCGACUACGUGCGCAGCAGCUACACCAAGCUCGCUCACGGCAGCCACGAGUUAGCCACCCAUGAGCAAUGGGUAGGCAAAGUGGUUUCUGCAUCUACAGAAGUCACGGACAAGGACUUUGAGCAGUCGAGGUUGCUGUGGCAGACUAUGCUCAAGGAAGAUGGUGGCAGGGAGAACUUCCUCAAGAACCUUUGUCCUCAUCUUGGUGGUGCUUCUGAGUUUGUUAUUGGAGAGUCUGUUAAGAUGUUUGCGAGGGUUGAUGAGCAACUUGGCAAGGAUAUCGAGCAGGGGAUCAAGAACCACAAGGAGGGGAAGUCUGUCGUGUAG
Molecule: messenger RNA, 1515 nt
Organism: Aureobasidium namibiae CBS 147.97
Lineage: Eukaryota; Fungi; Ascomycota; Dothideomycetes; Dothideales; Saccotheciaceae
Product: catalase-domain-containing protein
Exons: 3
Coding region: 1-1515 (504 amino acids)
Biological process (GO): hydrogen peroxide catabolic process; response to hydrogen peroxide
Cellular component (GO): mitochondrion; peroxisome; cytoplasm
Molecular function (GO): catalase activity; heme binding
Source: RefSeq, a predicted model, not a curated record